AUGAAGGUGCUUCCUCAUCCGCCGUGGGCAGGCGUCUGCCUCGGUGUAACGGCCAUGUGCCUCAUUGCAACAAUUGUAUGCCUCGGUGCAACGGGCGUCUUUGCUCAUGACUGUAACUACAAGGCAUCCAAUGUCGUGACCAAAACAAACAGUCUCACGGCCGACCUCAAGCUCACUGGCUCAUGUCCUCUUUAUCCCAUUAAUCACCAAGGCGCUCUCCUUGACUUGAAACUCCUCGUCGAGUAUCAGACUCGUCAUCGCCUUCACGUCAAGAUCUACGAUGCUGGGUCAAGCGUCUAUCAAAUUCAAGAGUCGGUUUUUCCGCGGCCGGCAAACGAGAAUCCGACAGAUUCAGAACUCGAGCUCAAUGUCUUGAACAACCCAUUUUCAUUCUCGGUCAAACGCAAAAGUAAUGGAGAGGUGCUCUUUGAUACGUCGGGCACUCCGCUCAUCUUCCAGUCGCAAUACGUUCGCCUUCGCACCAAACUCCCUUCGGAUCCCAAUCUGUACGGAUUGGGCGAAAGCUCCGACUCCUUUAGGCUUGCGACUACAGGAUACCAUCGUACGUUUUGGAACGCCGACUCGGCUUUUCUACCGCGCAAGCAAAAUCUCUAUGGAAGCCAUCCGAUUUACUUUGAUCAUCGAGGAGGCAAAGGAACACACGGUGUAUUUUUGCUCAAUGCCAACGGUAUGGAUGUCAGAAUGGACAGAGAUGGAUCUGGACAGCAAUAUCUGGAAUACAGCACUAUCGGCGGUGUUUUGGAUUUCUACUUUUUUGCCGGAUACUCUCCGGUCAAUGUCUCCAGGCAGUAUGCCGACGCCACAGGAUAUGCGGCCAUGGUCCCGUACUGGGCCUUGGGUUUUCACCAGUGCAAGUAUGGCUGGCCUAGUAUCGAUUACGUCAAGUCUGUUGUCGCAAAUUACUCCAAUGCUGCUAUCCCGCUGGAAGUGGUAUGGGGUGACAUUGAUUACAUGGACGCCCGGCAGGACUUCACCCUACACCCCAAGAACUACCCCCUGUCCCAAAUGCGCUCUUUCAUCAAUGGACUGCACGAAGAGGACAAGAAAUACGUCAUGAUGCUCAGUCCCGGAAUUCAUAGAAGAAAUGGCUACGGGCCCUACCACCGAGGUAGGGCGAGCCAAGUAUUUCUCAAGAACAAGGAUGGGUCUGAUUAUCGCGGCAGGCAAUGGCCCGGUGAGGUAGUGUGGCCGGACUGGUUUGCUCCCAACACGCAGAAAUGGUGGACCAAUGAGAUACAGACAUUUUUUGAUCAAGAUACAGGUGUCGACGUUGACGGAUUGUGGAAUGAUAUGAAUGAGGGGUCCAACUUCUGUCGUAAGCUCAACUGCAACCCCAGCGCCAAGCGGGCGCUUUACAUUCACACCAAUGAUAUUACGCCGUCUGUGCGUGUCCGUACUCGAGGGCGUGAAUUGUUGAGUCAAGAUUCUCCAAUACAGGCCAAAAAAGGCCUUCCAUAUCGAGACUUGUUCCGACCUUCGUACAAGAUCGAGAACUACAAGGGCGACUUGAGCGACUCGACAAUCUACACCAACACCUCCAAUGCUGAUGGUACAUUUCAAUAUGACACUCACAACUUGUACGGAAUCAUGAUGGCUAAUGCUACACGCAACGCCCUUUUACAACGACGACCCGAGAAGCGACCGUUUAUUCUUAGUCGAUCUACAUUUGCUGGGGCCGGUAGCAAGAUGUCACACUGGUUCGGCGACAACUACUCUGCCUGGGAUGACUAUCGCUUCUCUAUUUCCCAGAUGCUCAGCUUUACAGCCAUGCACAACAUGCCCAUUGUUGGAUCUGACAUCUGUGGGUUCGGUGGUGACGCUCAGGAAAAGAUGUGCGCACGGUGGGCCAUGCUCGGUGCCUUUCAGCCAUUCUACAGAAACCAUGCGGAUGAAAAGUCGACUUCGCAAGAGUUCUACCGCUGGCCACUUGUCUCCGAGGCAGCCAAGAAAGCCAUCGAUGCUCGGUAUAAACUGUUGGACUACAUCUACACAUCGCUUCACAGGGCAAACAGAGAUGGUAGCCCGAUAGCGUCUCCCCUGUUUUUCAAAUAUCCAAACGACGCCAACACUUUUGGUAUCCAGUAUCAGUGGUUGCUUGGCGAUGGCAUUUUGAUCUCGCCUGUCCACGACGACGACUCACAGUCGGUGACCUUUUAUCUCCCGGACGACCUCUGGUAUGAUUUUUGGACGCUUGAGCCUGUCCGCGGAAAUGGUGCCAGUAUUAUUCGAGAUAACGUCACCUUUACCGACAUUCCAGUACAUUUCCGUGGAGGUACCAUUGUCCCAAUGCGGGUCGCUUCCGACAACACCACCACGGCGGUUCGUACCAAGAACUUUAAUCUUGUAAUUGCCACAGGAGUUGACGGCAAGGCCGAGGGGAAUUUGUAUUUAGAUGAUGGUGAGAGCAUUGAUGGGUUGUACACCGAUAUCCAGAUGGAAUGGAAUGGAACCACGCUGUCGACCAGCGGUCAAUUCGACUAUCACACAACGGUCGUUAUUGAGAGUGUGACGGUUCUUACAGAUAGAGGCGCCACGACGCAAAAAGGGUCUUGGACUUUGAACUCUCAGUUUUCAGUCAGAAUUUGA
Molecule: messenger RNA, 2607 nt
Organism: Beauveria bassiana ARSEF 2860
Lineage: Eukaryota; Fungi; Ascomycota; Sordariomycetes; Hypocreales; Cordycipitaceae
Product: Glycoside hydrolase, family 31
Exons: 3
Coding region: 1-2607 (868 amino acids)
Biological process (GO): carbohydrate metabolic process
Molecular function (GO): hydrolase activity, hydrolyzing O-glycosyl compounds; carbohydrate binding
Source: RefSeq, a predicted model, not a curated record